CCCGCGCCGCCCCCCCUCCCCACGUGGCGCCCAAACUCGGCGCGGGCCCGCUCUGCAAAGUACAGAACUCGUGUCCCAGUGAAACAGAAGAUGAACUCAACUGAUUUCAGUGAAGAUAUAGAAGAAGUUCUAAAAACCAACAUUGUGAAAGUGGAGACAGAGGUUGAAGAUGCUGCCCUGGAUUGCUCGGUGAAUUCCAGGUCUUCUGAGAAGCACCCUCUGGACACUGUGUUCACUGCCCUCCAUGACUCCAGCAAGCGAAAGCAGCCGGGCAACGACAGCCAGGCUGACUCCGUCCCCAGCGUGAAGCGGAGGCGGCUGAUUCCUGAGGCUCUCCUAGCAGGCAUGAGGAACCGGGAGAACAGCUCUCCUUGCCAGGGCAAUGGAGAGCAGGCCGUCAGGGUCAAGAUCUUGGGCCCUGUGUGGCCAGGUGAGGAGGAGCCUUGCAACGAUGUGACCAUCCCGUCCUAUAAGAAGCCUCUGUAUGGCAUCUCACACAAAAUCAUGGAGAAGAAGAACCUUCCUGCAGGGGAUGUGCUCAACACAUACGAGCUCUUUGAGAAGGCAAACCCCAGCAACAGCCCUUCUCCCCUGCGGCUCCUAAAUGAGCCACAGAAACGGGACUGUGGCAGUGCCGCAGCAGCCACGGAUGGCGAUCCCAACAUCUACUUUCUGAUCCAGAAGAUGUUCUACAUGCUCAACACUCUUUCCUCCAACAUGUCCCAGCUGCACAGCAAGGUGGACCUGCUCUCUCUGGAGGUGAGCCGCAUUAAGAAGCAGGUUAGCCCCACAGAGAUGGUGGCCAAGUUCCAGCCACCCCCGGAGUACCAGCUCACGGCAGCGGAGCUCAAGCAGAUCGUGGACCAGAGCCUGUCCGGCGGCGACCUUGCCUGCCGCCUGCUGGUGCAGCUCUUUCCGGAGCUCUUCAGCGAUGUGGACUUCUCCCGAGGCUGCAGUGCCUGCGGCUUUGCAGCCAAGCGGAAGCUGGAGUCGCUGCACCUGCAGCUCAUCCGCAACUAUGUGGAAGUCUACUACCCCUCAGUGAAGGACACCGCUGUGUGGCAGGCAGAAUGUUUGCCCCAACUGAAUGACUUUUUCAGCCGCUUCUGGGCCCAGCGGGAAAUGGAGGACAGCCAGCCCGCGGGCCAAGUUGCGGGCUUCUUUGAGGCUGAGCAGGUGGACCCUGGCCACUUCCUAGAUAACAAAGACCAGGAGGAGGCCCUGAGUCUGGACCGGAGCAGCACCAUCACCUCGGACCAUGUUGUAGACACGCAGGACCUCACCGAGUUCCUGGAUGAAGCCUCCUCACCCGGUGAGUUCGCUGUGUUCCUUCUCCACCGGCUCUUCCCAGAGCUCUUUAACCACCGGAAGCUGGGUGAGCAGUACAGCUGCUACGGGGACGGUGGCAAGCAGGAGCUAGACCCCCAGCGGCUGCAGAUCAUCCGCAACUACACGGAGAUCUACUUCCCCGACAUGCAGGAGGAGGAGGCCUGGCUGCAGCAGUGCGCCCAGCGCAUCAACGACGAACUGGAGGGCCUGGGCCUGGACGGGGGCAGCGAGGGGGAGCCCCCGCGGGACGACUGCUACGACUCCUCCAGCCUGCCCGACGACAUCUCCGUGGUCAAGGUGGAAGACAGUUUCGAGGGCGAGCGGCCGGGCCGGCGCUCCAAGAAGAUCUGGCUGGUGCCCAUCGACUUUGACAAGCUGGACAUCCCGCAGCCUGACUUCGAGGUGCCGGGCGCCGACUGCCUGCUCACCAAGGAGCAGCUGCGCAGCAUCUACGAGAGCAGCCUCUCCAUCGGCAACUUCGCCUCGCGCCUGCUGGUGCACCUCUUCCCGGAGCUCUUCACCCACGAGAACCUGCGCAAACAGUACAACUGCAGCGGCUCCCUGGGCAAGAAGCAGCUGGACCCGUGCCGCAUCAAGCUCAUUCGCCACUACGUGCAGUUGCUCUACCCCCGCGCCAAAAACGACCGCGUCUGGACGCUGGAGUUCGUGGGCAAACUGGACGAGCGCUGCCGGCGCCGGGACACGGAGCAGAGGCGCUCCUACCAGCAGCAGCGCAAGGUCCACGUGCCCGGCCCCGAGUGCAGAGACCCGGCAAGCUAUGCAAUCAACCCCGAGAGGUUCCGAGAGGAAUUCGAGGGGCCCCCACUGCCCCCCGAAAGAAGCAGUAAGGACUUCUGCAAGAUCCCCUUGGACGAGCUGGUGGUCCCGUCGCCCGACUUCCCGGUGCCUUCCCCCUACCUGCUGUCAGACAAGGAGGUGCGCGAGAUCGUGCAGCAGAGCCUCUCGGUGGGCAACUUUGCUGCCAGGCUGCUCGUCCGGCUCUUCCCCGAACUCUUCACCGCCGAGAACCUGCGGCUGCAGUACAACCAUUCCGGGGCGUGCAACAAGAAGCAGCUGGACCCCACGCGGCUGCGGCUCAUCCGCCAUUACGUGGAAGCCGUGUACCCGGUGGAGAAGAUGGAGGAGGUGUGGCACUACGAAUGUAUCCCCAGCAUCGACGAACGGUGCCGCCGCCCCAACAGGAAAAAAUGCGACAUCUUGAAGAAAGCCAAGAAAGUGGAAAAGUGACGGGCACCCUGGGACUGAGGUUCUUAGGAGCCUGCCUAUGGUUCUCCACAGACUCGCACCUUAUGUCAGUGGGGAGUGGCUUACUACAUUUGCACACCAAACACCCUCCCGACCACACGAAAGAGCCGUGCAUCGGUCUCUUGUACUUAGACUUUUGUCCUGUGUUCUCUGGUGGUGCAGCCAGAGUUUGUUGAAAGCAGAGGUCUCAGGAGUAGGGGAUCUCUCUCCUUGGCUGUGUGUCCCCCCCCCCCUUUAAUAAUUUGAAAUGCAAACUCAACAACUCUCUUGUUUCUCUUCCCACAUUUUACAUCUUCCAUUUUUAUCAAAUUUUUUUUAAUUAAAAAGAAACCCUUUUUUUUUUUUUUUAAAUCAUUGGGCUCUUUGGGGGCCAUUUUACUUUGAAGAACUCUCAAAUAUUUGAGAUGAAGUACUGUAAGAUGAUUUCAGUUGCUUGGAUUUUUUUAAAAGAUGAUUUCAGAUUUAUGAAAUUUUUAGAAGUGCCAUGUUCAUGCAUGAAGGCUAGUAGUAGCUUCAGGUGGCAUAGGGACCAUCUCACGGACCUGUCUUUUACAUCUGAUUUUAGAAGUCAGGAUGCCCCUUAGAUGACAGUAAAGGGGCUGGAAUAAUGGGAUAGUCUUUCCGAACAUGGUCACAUUCUCCCUUCCACCAAGGUUGGAGUGACCGCGCCUGCUUGCUGUUGGCACUUCAUAGAAUGUGGUGCUCACUCUGUAGACAAGAACACUGGAUGAUGAUGAUGAUGAUGAUGAUGAUAUGAAUGUAGAUAGACGUGGAAACACGUUCACAAUGUCUUCAUUUGAGCUGUGUCCUUUCACUGCCCCUUCCCCCUCCUCAAGGGGAUGCUGGCCGAAGGGGUGAACACAUUUCCUUGUAAACUGUGUGCGGCUUCUUGUUUAAGGAUGGGCCCCUUUAGGCUCAUUGAGAACUGUUUACUUUCCAUGUGGUGUAUUUGUACAAAACCCAGUUCCAGGAGCUGUAUGGUGACCUCACCACACCUCAGUGUUAGCUCCUCCAUUUAGUGGCACGUCCUGAUUCCUCAGGGCAGGCCCAGGCCCUCUUGGGAAUACCUGGCAUUGGAAGGACACAGGUCAUCUCAAAUGAGGCCCCCAGGUCCCAUUCCACACUCACUCAGAGCUUUCCCCUCCGUCCCCUAGAGGUCCUGCUGUCCUGCAUCUGCCCGGUGGCUUGGCCUCAGGGUGAAACAUCUCUUCCUACUGGUUGAGAAGGUCAAAGUGCUCCAGGCCAGUGGCAUGCUCUCCAGGAGUCCGAACCAGGAUCUCCCCAACAGGUAAAGUCCUUAAAACCAAGACAUUUUCCUGCCUGACUUUGGGGUCCAAAUGCCUAAGAGGGAGAAGGAAGUGGUCUAACCCACACUGAAUACAUCAUACCAGAAACUUGGAAAAAUCAUUGAUCAUAUACAAAAUCCUGUAGAGUGUUAGAGAUUUAAUAACCUAAUGGCUUACUAUUUUGCCACCUUAGAAAUGCAGAAAUAAUAGAAACAAUCUGUGAAUUUUCCUUAUAUAGCUGGUGAGGACUUCAGUUUCAGUUGAUCAUAUGACAAUUUUGCCUGUUGACAGUGGGCUUUUUUUUAAUAUGACAGGAUUUUGAGCAAUGUAGACAUACUGACCUGAAUUCAGUAAAUUUGCUUUUAGUGUCAUUUGCAGAUUAUUUCUGUUGAAACUGCAAGCCUACAUUACUGAAAUUUUAAAACAUACAGGGACUUUAUGGCUCUCUCACAUACCCAAACCUGCCCACAUGUGCACAUACACAUUUCAUACUAGAAAACAUUUAAAAUGACGUGAAAGGGACCUGCAUAAAUUACAAGUUCGGCUUCUUUGUGCCUGCAAAGAAGGGUCUGGUGGAGCCAGGAGAUUUACUUUUCCCCUCACUUGGGGCUUUCUCAAUGCCUUAGUCUCUUCCCCACAUGCACAUGUGUGCGCGUGCAGACACACCCCUACCCAAAGACGGCGCUGGCACUCUCACCCAUGUCCUUGCUGGUGCUGAGUGCCAUGGAAUUUGUUCUGGUCUCUAGGAUGUAUCCAAGAGGAUUCCAAGCCAUGUGAAAAUUGCCCUGCUUCUAGAGGGAGGAAUGUGGCCCGGCAAUUUCAGAAGCACAAUCAUUUAUUAAUAAUAAAAAUCCUAUCUUAUUCACCUUAGAGAAAUUAACAUGUUCUAGGAAUGAAGAAUUCCUCUUUAUAACCUGAAGCAUGUUCAAUUUUUGGAAACUAUUUUGGGGGUUUCCUCCGUACCUUCCCUGUGUAGGGCUUCUCCCCCCAAAAUUUUCGAGUCCUUUUCUGUGAAGAGAGGUGGACAUACUCUGGGAGCUGUUUCCUGUCCCUCUGUAUUGUCUCAUCAGGAAACGCCUGCAGGUCCUGUGUGUGUCUGUAUGGUGUCCUCAGUUUCCCUGACAUACAGGUGGGUCCCAGGGCAGUUUUUUACAUGAAGCAAUAGAAGUACAAAAUAACCCUUUUCCCGCCAAAUUUAAUGUUUUCUAUAAAGUCUGGGCAAACCCCUUCUCCCUCCCCAUCUAAAGUUUUUGGUUUUCACUUGUUUGGUUUUUGGAUCCCCCCCGCCCCCGCCUUUCUAUCUGGAGGACUAAAGAUUUAGGACACAUUCUGAUGUUAAGUAAAAUAGCAAGUCACAAUAGGUGGUAGUGUCCCUCGUUUUCUGUUAGUAAGUUUUCAAAGAAUGUAUGAAGAUAGUCAUGAAUGUACUGAGUUCUCACCCUUCUUCGGUUCACUUUGGCUGUGUCUACACGACGGCAAACAUUUGACAGGGAACACACCUGUGUCUCCCGUCACGGGCUGUGUGCCCCUCCCCUUUUGAUCCCAACCUGCCUUUUUUGUGUAAGUUUCAGGGGAGGGGGCCCAGAUCCGCAGCAGCCGCCGUCAGCGAACCGGUGGGGCCUACCUGGCAGGGAAUGGGUAGCUGUCUGGAAGAGUCGCUGGCCUAACCACAUCACAGCUUGGCCAUUUGGGCUGCUGUGGAGAUGGCUUCAGUUUCCACCUUCCCCACCAAAUGUUUGCUUCUUGCCUGAUUGAGAGGGGGUCUCGGGACCCCUGAUUGGAGGUCACUGAGCUCUCGCCCUGCCUGACUGUGUAGCUAGACAGUAUGAAGUGGGGGGUGAGAGCCAAGGACUCUUACGCCAUUUGGAAAUACUCGCCUCUCGUAGAUCCAGCCUUAAUGUUUUUCUGACAUCCUAGUGAUAGCAGACCCUGCACAAAGUGGAUAUCAGAGUUAAUACUGUGAGGAGACAAAAUAAUGAGAAUAGUUUUACCAAAGAUAAUGAAAAUAUCGCAUAAUGUCUGUUUUACCAUUGGUUUGAGUGCAUCCUUAGAAAACUGAAUGUAACAAAAACCCAGGACAUUUUUGGAAAUUGUAUGCUCUCUAGCAACUUUGUGUGAAUUUUUAUACAAGCACUGUUUUAUGAGUUAUAUAAAAUGUUAUAAAAAUAGAAAAUAUGGUCUCGUAACA
Talpa occidentalis (Iberian mole) is the source of this 6069-nucleotide messenger RNA. RefSeq names its product BEN domain containing 3 (gene BEND3). The record is from RefSeq and is a predicted model, not a curated record. Gene Ontology annotation, molecular function: DNA binding. The transcript is spliced from 4 exons. Bases 91 to 2577 code for a protein of 828 amino acids. Lineage: Eukaryota; Metazoa; Chordata; Mammalia; Eulipotyphla; Talpidae. Gene Ontology annotation, cellular component: heterochromatin. Gene Ontology annotation, biological process: rDNA heterochromatin formation.